Messenger RNA from Apis laboriosa (Himalayan honeybee), 2774 nucleotides. RefSeq names its product dipeptidase 1-like. NCBI's taxonomy places the organism in Eukaryota, Metazoa, Arthropoda, Insecta, Hymenoptera, Apidae. The coding region runs from base 257 to 2167 and encodes 636 amino acids. Gene Ontology annotation, molecular function: metallodipeptidase activity. The record is from RefSeq and is a predicted model, not a curated record. The transcript is spliced from 13 exons. Gene Ontology annotation, biological process: proteolysis.
GUGCGCGCGACCGAGUUAACCGGAUGCCAACCGUGAUCCAACGAUAUCCAGUAGAAUGACCACGUUGGGCCCUGGUUAGAUCGGGUGAUUCGGGGCGGCGGGGAUGGUGCAGACGGCGGGGCGCGGUGAAAAGUGACGAUGGGCCCGCGCGAGGCGCGGCAGCCAGCGAAGACGUGGUGCGCGGCGUCGAUCGUUCGUUCGCUCGACGAUGCAGUGAUCGUGGUUCCCGUGGAGAAGUGAAAGGACGGGAGGUACGAUGCAUCACUCCGGCGGAACCGGUUACGGGACCGGUCCCCAGGAGAGGGUGCACCAGGCGCCGCGAGCAGCCGGCCAACCUGACAAGUGCCCGUACGAGACCUACCAGGCGCAGAUACCCGACUGCUGUGCGGCCGCAGCCGCGGUCCAGGACCCGUACCCACGCCCGCCCAGCGGAUAUGAUGGCAGGUGCUACGACGAGUGUCAUCGCAGGACCCCCUACCAGGAGGACGCCUAUCCUCAGGAUGUACCUCCAAGCUUCCAUCGGCCCCAGUCCAGGCUGGGAUACGAGGAGCGUCCCCAAUCUCGCGUGGGAUACACCUCGGAUUCCAGGUGCGCCAGCGGGCUCGGAUACGACGACACCGGUGGCGGAUACCUGGACCAGACCGAUCCCAGGAUGUAUUGCACCAGUGGUUACUGCAUGGGCGAUACAAUGAUGGCGGCGAGCAGGGGUGUCUGCGGGGAGGAGGUCGAGUUGGACAUGAGGAGGCACAUCCAGGCGUGUGCCUGCACCUGCAACCACAUGGGCUACGGGAACUACAUGGACUAUCAGACGACGUGCCUAACAGAACUGCCAGACGUGGCACCGUGCAACGGCACAGUGCGACUGCCACCACCGUGCGAGGAUUCGCCAAGCAGCGGUAGCAGCAAAGAUCGGAGGGAAGAGAGUCCUCGCAGGAGGUGCCGGGUAUUGGCGCCCAUCUUGCUCCUAGUCGCGGCUCUCCUCCUCGGGGGGCUUUGUCUACCAUUGCUUCUACAAUCCGCGCCUGUCACGCAUCAGCAGAGGCUGGACGUGAUCAGGAGGAUCCUCACUGAAGUGCCUCUGAUCGACGGGCACAACGAUUUGCCCUGGAACGUCAGAAAGUUCGUACACAAUCAACUCGGCGAGGUGAAUCUGAGCAGCGAUCUCGGAAGGGUUGAUCCUUGGGCCAGAUCAGACUGGAGUCACACGGACAUUCCUAGAUUACGAGCUGGCCUGGUCGGUGCACAGUUUUGGUCCGCCUACGUUCCAUGCGGUGCGGCACAGUUGAACGCUGUUCAACUUUCCUUGGAACAGAUCGACGUGAUCCGCCGCCUCGCCGAGAUGAAUGCUCAACAUUUAACUUUGGUUACCUCCGUAAAAGGUCUCAUCGAGGCUCAUCGAGAAGGGAAAAUCGCAAGUCUUAUAGGGGUGGAAGGUGGUCACUCCCUUGGAAAUUCCUUGGGUGUUCUCAGGACAUUUUACGGCCUGGGCGCGAGAUACCUUACCCUGACGCAUGCUUGCGACACUUCCUGGGCAGUCUGUUCAGUUGGCGAGACGAACAGUACCCAGGAUACGACGCCGGGCCUCAGUGAGUUUGGAAAGGCAGUUGUCAGGGAGCUAAACAGACUGGGAAUGCUAGUGGAUCUCUCUCAUGUCUCGACAAGGACUAUGAGGGCAGCCCUGCAAACGACGAGAGCGCCGGUGAUUUUCUCUCACAGUGCUGCCAGGGCACUCUGCAAUUCCACCAGAAAUGUGCCAGACGACGUGCUUAGAAAUCUGGCUAAAAAUGGCGGUGUGGCAAUGGUUCCAUUUUAUACAUACUUCAUAACGUGCAACAGUACAGCCACUAUAAAGGACGUUAUUGCGCACAUCAAUCACAUUCGAAAGGUGGCGGGGAUCGAUCACGUUGGAAUAGGAGCUGGCUUCGACGGGAUAAAUUUCACUCCUACCGGGUUGGAGGACGUUUCGAGGUAUCCUCAGUUGUUGGCAACACUGCUCGAGGACCCGACGUGGACCGAGGACGAUAUCAAGAAGUUGGCUGGCCUCAAUUUGCUGAGGGUGUUCGCCAAGGUCGAGCAGGUACGAGACGAGUGGCACAGAGCGGCAGUGUUGCCAGAGGAGAAGAUCAGUCCGCCGGACAACUCUGCCUGCGUCUACGGAGCGUCUUGAUCUUCUUUGAGAACGCUCGCAUCAGGAUUCCUCGAUUUUGUACGAUCGCCGAAGAUUCGACACGUCUCGUGGAACUAUAGGAGCCUGUAAACGUGAGGGAAUUGGAUCGGAUCGCCUCACCCCUCCCCCCCUGAUAACAUCUUUUCGAGUUUUCCUGGGGAUCUCGAUCGCGCCUUAUGAAGGAUGAAAAAUUGAGAAAGAACGUACACGAUCCAUCCUUGAAAACUGAUAAGAUCGAGGGCAUGUGCCGAACGAUCAUCUUCAGAGCAAGUUCAAUUUUCUCGCCGACGUUCCGCUCCCAUUCCGUUCAUAAAUUAUGCGAUUUCACAUUUCUGAUCAUUUUUCAGAAGCUGUAGAACUUUGUUAGCCAAUUCACCUCUGUGUAAUAUAUAUAUAUUUGCAACAACAUAUUAACCAUUUGUUUGCUGCUAUUUCAAUAGCUGGAUACGUCCGUCCAUGUUCUCACAGAAUUAUUAAGAAUCUUUUUUUUUUAACUUUCAUUUUUUCCUUAUUAUUAAUUGCGUUUAUAUAGAAAUCAGCUUGAUAUUUCUUGAUCAAAAUGUUUUUUGAUCGAGAAACUGAGUCUGUUUUAAUUUAUUUGAAUAUA